Molecule: messenger RNA, 972 nt
Organism: Candidula unifasciata
Lineage: Eukaryota; Metazoa; Mollusca; Gastropoda; Stylommatophora; Geomitridae
Source: the annotation of a GenBank genome assembly
AUGACAAUGAUUUUGCGAAUGCUGCGGGGAGUCCUUGUUCUAGCUACUUCUGUCCUAGUAAUACCUUACACAAUAGCUAUUGUUAGCAACAUCCUGCAUGGCUGGCCACAGAGCAGAAACAAAUACAGACGGGCAUUGAAUCCUAGAAAAGUGUUUGGUUUGAACUAUGUACUGAUUCAGAUGCUGAGGGAUAAGACUAGGUACAUACCUCUCUACUUCAAAUGGAAAAAGUUUUAUAGAAAUGCAGAUCCAAGAAGGCUGUACAAGAAUUUAGCGUUUGGUAGAAAUGAUUGUACCCUGGACGUGUACUUGCCAAAAGAACGAGACCCAGAAGCCAGCAUGCCAGUGAUCGUAUUUGUAUAUGGAGGGGCCUGGAGUUCAGGGGACAAGAGCUCCUAUGGUUUACUGUGUUCCAACAUUGUUACUGACACACAGACAGUUGCAGUGUGCCCAAACUAUUCAGUUUAUCCCAAGGGCUACAUUGAUGACAUGAUUCAGGAUAUAGUAGACAGUAUUACCUGGGUCAUAGACAACAUCCACGACUAUGGGGGAGAUAAAAACAAACUGAUCCUACUUGGCCACUCUGCUGGAGCUCACCUGGCCACCAUGGCUAUCCUUGAACUGCUGCAUGACGAAAGACUCAGUGUCAAACCGACCUUCAGAUUCCAGCCGGCCGGAGGUCAGUUGGAGCAACUAGCCUUCACAGAGAGCCACUAUGGCAAAGUGUCCUUGCUUGCCACUGAGCAGGAAGCUCUGGAGGAUAGCUCGGGUUCCUCCGAGUCCUUUGCUGUGGUCAGCGAGAACGGGUCUACUACAGAUCAGGGCACAUCUGCUGCACUGGAGUUGGGCAGUUCAGCGUCCAGUUUUGUGGAAAGCAGCCAGAUAUUAAAUCUAACACAAUCGAAACUUAAAUUCAGAAGGAGAAGGCCAGUUGGACGGUGGGAGAGGUCAGUCGUUGUCAGAGUCAGCUGA